GUAUCUCUAGGUUAAACGUCUAUAUCGUACUUUAUGCUUGAGUAUUUUAUGAAAACAAGCAUUAAAUCAAAAAUAGAAGAAAGCAGGAGUGUCGCGACAUACUGAGAAAGAAUGAAAAUGGCGGGGAUGGCUCAAGUUUUAUCUCAUCGAGAUACUACACACGCAGGAGAUGCAUUACUUCAACUAAAUAACCUAAGGAGGGAAGGAAUAUUAUGUGAUCUUACAAUUAUUGUUGAAGGCAGGGAAUACAAGGCUCACAAAGCUGUCAUGGCCGCUUCAAGCGAUUAUUUUUUGAAUGCCAUCUGCGGUGGAAAGACGACUGCAACCGUUACUCCUGGUGAGCACGGAUAUAUCACUGUGGAUCUUGAGCAUGUGACUCUACGAGGGUUUGUUCCACUGCUCGAAUACGCUUACACCGCAAAUCUUCAAGUUAAUGCCUCUGAUGUUAUCGAUGUACUAUCAGCUGCAAGCUAUAUGCAGAUGUUUAAGGUUGCCAAUGCAUGUUCCGAGUUUAUGAGAUCAAAUAUACUGUGGGCUCAGUCUUUACCACGCUUAGCGAAUUUUUCUGGCAUACCACCUGGACUGUUGAACGGCACAAAGCGAGGACCAGAUCGAUCGUUAUCUCCAAUUAUUUCAAACCAGCGUGUUCCAGGAUCGCUUCCAUCCGAUAUGUCAUCCCUUUUAACAGCUACGGGGAGAGCUAAUUUGGGGACUCCGCCUCUGCUAAUUCCCAUGCACCCGAUGUCAUAUGGACUGGAAAGGCUCGCCGCAACCAUGGCUGGCACUCAAAGUUUGCUUUCGCGAUCCCCUGGAAUGCCACCACGGGGUUUGACGCCAGCAAAUUCCUCGUCGUCGCCUAGCAGAAUUUCGACACAAUCUCCUCAGUCUGCCUGGCCAGUUGUUUCAUCUUCUAACACAACAAUUUCGAGUCUGCCGCAACGAAGCAUGGCACACACGGUAUCUCCAAAUGAAAAUGAUCAACGAUAUCCAUCACCAAGCCAUAUGAAUGGCAGCAGUGGGAGAAAAUCAAUGGCAAUGAAAGUUGAAGCCAGGAGUGAUGACGAAGAUUCUCGUUCAAGUUCAACCGGCAUAGAAAACAGAGAUGGCAAAGCGAAAUCCGUUAGCCCUACCGGCUCAGAACCUAUCGAAGACUCAUGGCAGGCAAUACAAAAAAUGUAUAGUAUGAAAAUGACCAAACAGGAGUCUCAAAAACGGCACCAUCCAUAUAAACCUCGAAGCGACGGACAUGACAAUGAAAGCAAUGGAGGCUCUCGGACACAAGCUUUUAGUGACACGCCGACUAAAAACGAAGCUUUGGUCACCGGCGAUGGAUCACCCUUGCGCAUGGACAUAAACAGCAACAACAAUAACAACAACAGAAAUAACGAUGAAGUUGACUUACAUCCAAUGAUUGGGGACAUGUUUCAUAAGACGAAUAGUGCAGGCAUCUCCAAAUCCCCUGUAGACGUUAUAAACAGAGUUCGAACCUCACCAAAUGUUCAUUCUGCAACCGCUGCCGCGAUAAACGGUGCCAUGCGCAGCGCAUUGCUUCAACAACAACAAUUAAUGGCAGCACAACAAAAUGGAUCAGACGCUGGCAAAAUUGUAACAUUGCCGGCUGUGCCACCUACCGGCCAAUACAUGAGCGUACGCCGAAGGACACUACAAUCUACUGUGCCCAAACCUCAUCAAUGUCAAAUAUGUGGAUCUCGAUUUACAAGAUUUCACAACUUGAAGCAACACAUCAAACUUCAUUCUGGAAUUAAACCGUACGAAUGCGAUGAAUGCGGAAAACGUUUUACCAGGAAUUACACAUUGAGACUUCACAAAAUGAAGCAUGUGGGGAUACGUAACUUCCGUUGCGGAACUUGCGACGCAUCUUUCACGAGUCUUGGAGAAUUUCGAGCACAUCUUCGACUCACUAUGCAUUCUCACGUUGCAGGCACUCCCCCACUUGGAUCACAAUCUCCAUCUCAGGGCAACUCGGAACCCGAAGAUUUAAGCUCACCUCUUUCAAUGUUAGGAGCCGCUUCGGGAACUUUAGGACAGGCUGGGAUAAAAUAUCCAUCAUAUGAUGCCGCUACUAUGAUGGAUAUCCAACGCGGGCUUCUCGGAGAACGGGCUACUCUUUUAACUGCUGCACUAGGAGGUGCAAUGAUUGCGCGAGGUGAAGCAAAUGGAAGUGUGGGAAGUAGCCUGGGAUCACCCCGAAUUAGCGAACUGUCGGAUUCGCCCGAAGAUUUAUCAACAAAAGCUCAGACAGAUAAAAAUACAGAAUUUGAAAAUAGUGAAAAAUUGCCCGGUGAGGAGUUUGUAUCCGAUAUGACGAAAAAAGAAAAUGAAGACUGUUCGCAUGAAUCAGAAUUAUUCACUGAUGAAGACAGAGAGUCUACUAAGAACGACCAAGGAAACGAUUGCUUGCCCGAAGAAGGAGAUGGAAAUAAGUCACCAUCACAAGAACACGCUGAAUCUUCAUCAUCCGAGAGAGACAUGGACGACAGAGAUCACGUAAGAGAUAGUGGCAAUGAUGAUGACGCAAAUGAUGUGAUGGAUGAUGAAAUGCACAGGAGCAGCAGCAGCGCAAACACAGCACCUAGUAAUAGUAAUACUGAGCAACCGAUGUCAUUCAUUGUAAACGCCUCAGCUUGAGAACUAUAACGUCAAUCGUUGAUAACUAAACGGGAACUGCGUCAUAUUAUAACUAAACUGGGCUAACUUUUAACGACCGAGUAUUAAGAGAAGAUGAUUUCAAAUGAAAAUUUGAAGAGGGCCACUGUACUAAUUGUUUAUUUUCAAAACAAACUGCUCUUUGCCAAACAAAACAAGAAAUUCACAUUAUAUGCCUUUGCACCAAUUAAUCGUUUCGUACAAAAUCAUAUCAAAUGUAUAGUAUUUAUCGAUAAAAUUUUGGUGAUCAAUUCAAGCAACAAAAUAUUGUUGUACUCUUAUACUAAGUGCCUAUAUUUGUCAAUACUAGUUGUCCGCAUAUGUACUCCUAAUAGGAUACAUGUUGACCAUGCACAUCUAGGGGAAUUAUUAAUUUUUGAUACGGCCUUUUGUUUCUACAGUGCCUUGUAUAUACCUACCAAUGUACUUAGUUAGUGCCUAUAUAACUGUCUUUUUUACAUUUUUUUUUCUUUUUCUAUUUUGUUGUCUGUGCUUAUUUUGUAAAGGUACUGAGUCAAUGUUGUCACAUUGAGUAAGAAAUGUGCAAAAAUUAACCCUGGAUUUUUUUGCCAACUGACAAAUACAAACUGAUAAAUACAGUCCCGAUAAACAUUCAAUUAAGAUUUUUUAUUCAAUUUCUGAGGGCACAAAUUUUCUUUAAACAAUAAUAAUGAAGUGAUUUUAGAUUUGCGGAAAAUAGGUUGGAUCGCUUGGUUUUGGAUCCUUUAAAAUGUUGUAUCUUUCCACAUUCCUACGUUGUUUUCAUGCCGAAUUUUAACUGUUUAAACUAACCUGAUAUACAAUUCAUAACUGUGAAUAAGUUUAUUUAUUACGUCAUUCCUCGUGAACAAUAUUUCCGAUACAUAAUGCUUGCUCAUACUAAUGAACACUAAUUAUUUAAAAAUAACCUACAAGCUAAUACAAUUUUAUUUGUUUAAAAUUUCAUGCAUACCUACUGAAUUUUUGCCACUAAAAACAACUUAUUUUAGUAAGAGCACAACAGUACUUCUUUGUUUAAUUAAAACAAAUAUGCGGGUUUACACUGUUUUCGUUCAACCGCUGUUCCGCUUAUAUUGUUAUUGCCUUAUUCGUGUCAUCCGCCUUGUAUAUAUAUUUAUAUAACGAUACAUGCUUUGCACCUUUUGUAGGUCUGGUACCUGUCUAUAUCAUUCCAUGAAAUUGUUAAUUUAUUUAUGUGCACACCGGCAUACUAAUAUUUUAUUUUGGUUUGUUUGGGAAUGAUAUUUUAAAAUAUUGGAUUCUACUUGGUCACUAUUUUUAAAGUCGAUGGAAAACUAGUCAAAUUUGUACGGUGUUCAGUACAUCAUAGAAUCGAAAUACUUCUUAUAUCUGUUUUAUUAGUUUCCAGUUUUGUGCCAUUAUUUUUGUUUCAUAACUAUGUGUGCCUUAUUGAUUUCCUACUGUUUAUUAUUUCUCAACGUUCUUGAGGUAGUUAUACCUAUUUUCUGAUAUUUAUUUUAUUUUCCUAAUUUUCACGAUACGUAGCAACGUUUGCACAACAAGUAGCAACACAGUACUGACCAAUGUAACGUACCCUACCCGAAAUCGUAUAAAAUUGUGCUAGUAAAAUAUUUUUACAAACUUAUCAUAUGUUGGCCAUAAAUACAAUCGGAAAUGAUAAUUCUAGCGUAUGCUCUCCAAUCGCCGACGCUAGAUAUAAGUAAGUUUUGGGCGUGUCUAUAUAUGUACAUAAUUUUUGGUAAGUAUAUGAAAGUAAUCAAACGUCGAAUGUUCAAAAACGCACAAGUUAUUAUUCUUGCAGAAUAAGAAAUCACUGAGCGCACAGCUUAAAUGCACUACUUUUCUUAAAUGUCCCUAAAUACUACAUAAUUGCUUGUAACGUACAUUUUUUCACUCUUGUAUUACAACAAACAUAGCAUUUCAUCCUGCCGCUGUUUGUUUUUUUCUAUUGGUGGAGAUUUUUCGAUUAUGUAAAGUUGGAAUUUGAAUAUAACUCCCGCGAGCGAUAUUAUGCAGGCUCAUGGCAUUACGGAAAGCCGUAAAUGUCGGAUAUUACGCCCAAUGCAAUUCUUGUGGACAAGCAUGUCGAGUUGUCGCAUGAAGAUACGAUGUAUCACCAGAUGUUAAUCUCUGAUGUCGCUGAGAUCAUCGAUUUAAAAUUAUUCCUGGAAUAAUAUCCGAGGUCAUUCAGUUCACAAACAACGGUAUCUGCUAGGCAUGACAUUUUUAUAAUGAGAUUGCAUUAAUUUAUGUCGCACAGUCAAAAAUUAAUUUAAAGAUAUACAAGUUCUAACCAAUGAACGAAAAGCAUACCUACAAAUUUACUUAUCAAUUUUUGAAAAUUUCUCAAAAAUUCGAUUUUGUUAUAGUAAACUACAUUUACUUAAUAAAUAAACUCUUAUAAAGAGCAGUUAUCUUUUAUGUUGUUUACACGAAAUAUGGCGUCAUCUAUAAAUCUGAAUUCAGAGUCGCUUGGUUCACCAAAGAAUGCAUUUCGAUAUUGCCUCCAGGUCAAAUUGAAAUAUGUUCACCAACAAUUAAUGAUUUUUGUCAUGCACAUUUCCGCAUGACGUUUUUAUAACGUCUCUUGUGAACUUGUCCAUACACAAAUUCAGAACUUUGUAAUGAAUCGAGCAAUGAUGAAAACUACUACAUUAUGUAACUACUACUAAACAAAAUCAAUAUUUGCCAAACUUGUAUUUAAAAAAUGCUGCAAUGUUUGAUAAUGAAAUGCGAUUCCUCGAAAACACUUAUUUAUGCUGUCUUUUUCCAAAGUUAUGUACACACAAUAUGAUUUUGCUUCUUUCUGAAACAAUUUGUUCAUUCCGCCGACCAUUAUACUUUGACAACGUGUGAAAUGUAUUAGAACGAACUACUGUAAAAUAUAUAUAAUGACAAAUCACUAGAUUUAUGCAUUAUGUGAUCGUGAUGUUAUAUCAGGACAAAUCGGACGAUGUUUUCUCAUACUAUAUAAACACUACAUUUUCGUGUUUUCUUUAUUUCUUCUCUAUAAUAUAGUCUGAUGUAAAGCGUAUGUAAUCCAAGAUAUGUAAUUCAUGCAAUAUUUAGUUUACCGUGAUUGUGUCGUUUGGAUGCAAGAAGGUAGCUGUCCAAGAUUCAUGAAACAUUUUCUGUUACAUUAUUCUACUACAUACGAUAUUGGUCUUUACACACACUAUAGGAAUGAACAUCACGGAACGUAUACAAUUUAUCUCGACUUUUCUUGUGGCGGUUUAACGUAGCUUAGAAACGUUAAUAUGACUUUAUCGUCAGCAGUUGUGGUAUAGUUUUUGUCUGUUUGUUGAAAGCACAAAUAAACAACAAUUAGCUCGGUAAAUUUUCAGUCUGUCCUUUUAUUCAUAUUAUAUGUUUCUGAAAUAAAAGCUCAAUCGUAGCAUA
Styela clava is the source of this 6048-nucleotide messenger RNA. RefSeq lists its product as uncharacterized. Gene Ontology annotation, biological process: regulation of transcription by RNA polymerase II. NCBI's taxonomy places the organism in Eukaryota, Metazoa, Chordata, Ascidiacea, Stolidobranchia, Styelidae. The record is from RefSeq and is a predicted model, not a curated record. Gene Ontology annotation, molecular function: DNA-binding transcription factor activity, RNA polymerase II-specific; RNA polymerase II cis-regulatory region sequence-specific DNA binding; protein binding.